Messenger RNA from Centropristis striata (black sea bass), 3847 nucleotides. RefSeq names its product polypeptide N-acetylgalactosaminyltransferase 5. NCBI's taxonomy places the organism in Eukaryota, Metazoa, Chordata, Actinopteri, Perciformes, Serranidae. The record is from RefSeq and is a predicted model, not a curated record. Bases 640 to 3108 code for a protein of 822 amino acids. The transcript is spliced from 10 exons. Gene Ontology annotation, cellular component: Golgi apparatus.
AUACAUCUUCGUGCUUUAAAGUGUUUUUGAGGCUUCCCAUUAACUACUUUGAACGUAAAAUAUAUCAGAUUCACCAUUCUGCCACACUGAAAACGACCGGUGAGCGCUUUAUUUUGAAAGCUAUUACAAAACUUCCUGUACGGUUGCAGCUCACUCCGGCCAGCUUGCCGUUUUCUCCGUGCAGGCCGAGACUUUCCUGCAGAUCUGUCCAAUCAGAGUUUACUGACAGAGUGGAAGUUGGUCGCAACGUCCUCAUACAAAACCGUGUGUCAGUCAAAGUUGUGGCGUGGAUAUUCAGCGAAGAAACCGACAACUUUAGCCAAGUUACUUUGGGUGACGAAGAAGUUUUUUUUACCUUACGAACCAACAGGAUGUCCCCCGGUGGCUGAAGGUGACCGGAGCUGCACGGUAUGGCAACAUAACUUUACAUUGUAGCUUUGUGUGUGAGUGUGACGCUGCUCUACUGACAACACCGACUCCUGCUGCUGCUGCUGUGUAAUAUCUCUAGCAUGCCACGCAGGCAGUUAACUUCACCAAAGAGAAGAAAACUUCGCCUAAAACUCCGAAGUGGGCCACACAUUGUCAUACUUUGACACGUUGUAUAUUUUCCACCCAGAUUUCCUUUUUGUUUAAUCACUAAUGAUGAAGAUUAGGAGAUACUUAAGGGGGAGUGGGAGGGUACUCGCAUUUGUGUUCAUUGCCUCUGUCAUCUGGCUGCUGCUCGACAUGGCUGCUCUCCGCCUGUCAAUAAACGAUGGGAACAGUCAGCUGCUGAAGGAUCAAAUCAUUAAAGAAAGGGAGGUUUUCAAGCAGCAGAACAGGGUGACUCAGGGGAUGAGAAGGGGCUUCAAACACCCAGUUCAGAGGCUGGACUUUGCUGUCACACAUGCUGCUGGAAAAGGACCACUCGAUGUAAGCCUCAAACUAGCCCAAGUGUACAGACAAGGGGGCAAGAAACAGGAUCAAAUGGUGAGGGAUAAAAUCUCUCUUCAUCACCAAGAAGGUAAAGUUCAUGUGACUGAGCCUCCCAAAAAUGUUGUUAAUGAACAUAAAGGAGGAGCUGCCCCGCCAAAGCAGGAUGCUCCUGCAAAGAACAAAGCCGUGGAUUUGAAUGGGACAAAGUUAGAGAAAAGUAAAGUAAUAGAUGACUCUAUUAAAGUGAAAUUGCCUGUUGUGGUGCCUAAUAUAACCCAAGUGCCACCUGGAAAGGAGAACAAACAUGCAAAGAAGGGGCCAAUUAAAAGUGGAGAUGCCGUACAAAACGCUCAGGACAAAAUUGAUUUAAAGAAAGAUGAAAAAGUCAAGGAUGAGCCGAAAACCAAGAAAGAGAGUCGGCCUCAGGCAGAGGAGCCGCACCCUGUUAAAGUAACGUCCAAACCACCAAACAAGGAUGUAAAAGGAAAGGAGGUAAAUAAGAAAAUAGAGGACAAACACAUUAAGGCAACUGCCAAGAGUGACGUGAAGGCAGCGAAGGAAACCCCGAAACCUGCAGUCAAAGCUAAAGCAGAAGAAGACACCAAGGAUAACUCCAUAGGAGUCAGGAAGACAGGAGUCCACAAAGUGCUUUCUCUGGAUGUGACCAACGCUCCCAGGAAUGCAAGAGCAAAGGGUCAGUUUGGUCAGGCGGCACGUGUCGCCAGUAGUGAAGAUGCAGAGGUGAGGAAGAGGUGGGAUGAAGGGCAUUUUAAUGUCUACCUGAGCGACCAGAUCCCAGUGGACCGGGCCAUCCCAGACACCAGGCCGGACAUGUGUGCACAGAAUCUGGUCCAUGAUAACCUGCCGUCCACUAGUGUGAUUUUCUGUUUCGUGGAUGAAGUGUGGUCCACGCUGCUGCGCUCUGUGCACAGUGUGCUCAACAGGUCUCCACCACACCUCCUCAAAGAGAUCAUCCUGGUGGAUGAUUUCAGCACCAAAGAAAAGCUGAAGAAGCCGCUUGACGAGUACAUGUCCCAGUUCCCCAAAGUGCGAAUCGUUCGUCUGAAGGAGCGGCAGGGUCUCAUCAGGGCCAGACUGGCUGGAGCUGCUGUAGCACAAGGUGAGGUCCUUACCUUCCUCGACUCCCAUGUUGAAUGUAACGUUGGCUGGCUGGAGCCGCUGCUGGAGAGAGUCUAUCUGGAUCGCAAGAAAGUGCCCUGUCCUGUUAUCGAAGUCAUCAGUGACAAGGACAUGAGUUACAUGCUGGUUGACAACUUCCAAAGAGGGAUUUUCAAAUGGCCUUUGGUGUUUGGCUGGAGUGCAUUACCAGACGACUAUAUUCAGAAGAAUAAAAUGACCAUCUCGGAUCCCAUCAGGUGUCCAGUUAUGGCUGGAGGCCUUUUCUCCAUCGACAAAAAAUACUUCUAUGAACUUGGUGCUUAUGAUCCUGGCCUGGAUGUUUGGGGUGGGGAGAACAUGGAGAUCUCAUUCAAGAUCUGGAUGUGUGGAGGGGAGAUCGAGAUCAUCCCCUGCUCUCGAGUGGGACACAUCUUCCGAGGACAGAAUCCCUACAAGUUCCCCAAAGACAGGCAGAAGACGGUAGAGCGUAACCUGGCCAGGGUGGCCGAGGUCUGGCUGGACGAGUACAAGGACCUGUUCUACGGCCACGGGUACCACCACCUGCUGGACAAAAAGACCAUCGACAUCGGCAACCUCACCGAGCAGAUCGAGCUGAGGAAGAAGCUCCAGUGCAAGAGCUUCAAGUGGUACCUGGACAACGUGUAUCCAGACAUGAACGCUCCUCUAGUCAAAGCUGAAGGCCUGGUCUUUAAUCGUGGCUUAAGAAAAUGCCUCAGUCUGCAGAAGGGCUCUCUGUCGUUCGAGACAUGUGAUCUCAGCAAGCAGAGUCAGCACUUUAAUUACACCUGGAUGAGGCACGUUCGCCAGCAGGAUCUAUGCAUCACUCCCCACAACCAGGGCAGCAGCCUCGCUUUACAAGUGUGUGACAACGCCAAGAGUGACCAUCGCUGGUUCCACAAGUCGUCUAAAGCCGCUCUGGCGGAGCACCUCAUAGCAGAGUUCGUUUCCCACCACAUGUGCCUGGAGGCGGGGGCUGAUGGCACUCUUAUCCUCAAUCCAUGUGAAACCAUGAGCGCUUUCCAAAAGUGGCAGUUCACCAACUACCAUGCGUAGCGAGGGGGCUGGAUUGUGUCAAACAUGCACUAUAGAGACCUGCAGUGACCUCACACACUACAGUACGGUACGGUCUGGGGUCCAGACUGACACAUACUGUCCACAGGAAGCGCUUUGGUGGCAGUGAAGUGGUGUAAAGCAGAGGGGGAUGUGGGGAUGUGCAAUGUUUUUAAUUUCCUUUUAUCAUAUCAGCUUGGACUGACUUUGAGAUUUAAACACUCCUGUGCCUGAGGAAAGAGAGCAGCGUCUCUCUGUUUUGGAUCAGAGAUUCAUAUCUGAGGAAGAACACUCCAACAUAUCAUCUCCCUGCCAAAGAAUAACAGUGCCGCUUUGAUGUAAAAAAGAAUAAAUGUCUUUUUGUGUUUUUUUGCUCUGCUGGGACUGAAUAAUGACUUCAAUGAUUUGCAUGUAGAAUGUGUACUUUUGUAUUAAAUACAUCUUUUUUUUUUUUUCCUUUGGGUGCAACAUCUUUUUUUCUAGAUGUCGUAUUUUUAUGUUUGGUGAGGCACAUGAGGGAAACGGCUGCUUCUAUGGUGUUUAAUGCUCCAUUAUUUAGGUGAAGGUUUCUUUUUUGUUUGUGAAAACUGUCUAUUUGUAUGAAUUUCUUCUUGUCACUAGAGGGAAGUGUUGUGUAUAAAACCCAACGUGCUGUGAUUUCAUGAUUUUGUGGCCUGUUAUCAAAUCCUUUAACCACAUACUGAUGGAAAAGUCAAAAUAAAAGGAUGCCGAUGAGAACUUA